AUGUUAAGAAUUAAAAAUCAUUCAAAUAAGUUAUCGUGGCGUCACGUAACCGCAAACCGAUAUAUAUCAUCAUCAACAUCUAUUCCACCACCACCACCACCACCAGUUACCCUUGGAGGUAUUGAUUCCGAUCUUUCCAUCGUUAACCAUAAGGAGAUAGAUCGUUUACUUUCCGAAUUGGGACCUUUCCCCUCGUAUCUGAGCAUCUUAAACCAAAGACAUUUUUAUCAAAAUGAAAUCUUAAUAAAUUAUUCCAAGAGAGAUCCUCAUCCAGUAUCCUUAAGACAACUUGCCGGUUAUGGUAAGAGAUUAACCAAGCAAAAGAUUUUGGCCAGUGCCAACUUUGUCCGGAUGGAAUUACCCAUCCGGUUAUCGAUGAGAAUCAGAGACUUACAAACGUUACCCUUUGGAAUGGUUAACAAUUUCCAUAUGACUCAGAUCUAUGAAUCCUAUUAUCAUCUGUUCAAUGCCUUUAGAAAGAUUCAGCCAAUCACCACUACUCAGCAGAAUGACCAAUUUUGUGAGACGUUACUGACUUUAUUGGAUGACCAUGUGUUUAAUUUACCCCAUCUUAUGAUGGGAGCUCUUGAAGUGAGUAUACUCUCGAAUAAAUCCAAUGAUGGUGGUCAGGAUCCCCACGAUUUGGACAAGUUUAUGAGUGUCAUGCUUCGUCUGAGACUUUCAAGAAGAGUCAUUGUGGAAGAACAUUUGCUGUUGACUGAAAAUUAUAAACUGCUGCCCAAUUUUGAUAAGCCUGCAGACUUCAUUGGGGAGAUCUUUGCCCAAUGUAACGCUCAACAACAUUUACAACAAGUAGCCCAUACCGUUAGAGAGAGUAUGAAGCCAAUAUGGCCAGACGUGGAGACCAUGCCUGCAGUAGAAAUAGAUGGCGAUGUCAACACAACAUUCCCCUUUAUGAUCCCUCAUCUUCAUUAUCUCUUUGGAGAAAUCCUCAGAAAUUCUUAUCAAGCCACCAUAUUGAAGGCCAAGGAAGGACAUAAUGACUCAUCUAACUCGGAAUUACAACAAGCUCUGUCCCAAUCGGGUAAACUCCCACCAAUCCGUAUCACUGUUGUUAAUUCUCCUCAUGAAAUCACAUUCAGAAUCUCAGAUCAAGGUGGAGGAAUCCCACAUGAACACUUAUCAAACAUUUUCUCAUUUGCAAAAUCUCCAAAUCUUGCUAAACAAUCACUUGCCAAUUUCCAUCGUAUCCCUGGUCUUCAACUUCAUCACAACUUGAAAGUCACUCCAGCUGGAUCAUCCAUUGUUGAUCCUUCUGCUGCUGCUUCACAAGAAGCUCUCUUCUCUCAGACUUCCCUUCUGGACCAUUCUGAUAAACUGACAUCUUCUAAGCAAUCGACACUUUCUUCAUUGGUUGGACGUGCUCAUGAACACAAGUUCGGUUUGGGUCUCCCCAUGUGUCGUGUGUACGCUGAUUAUUGGAAUGGUAAUCUCCUGAUGGAUCUGUUGGAAGGUUAUGGAACGGACACUUGUCUUACAUUGAAGAAAUUGGGAUAUCAUUCUAAUGUCCUUCAAUUGGAUAGAGCUUAG
Molecule: messenger RNA, 1551 nt
Organism: [Candida] anglica
Lineage: Eukaryota; Fungi; Ascomycota; Pichiomycetes; Serinales; Debaryomycetaceae
Source: the annotation of a GenBank genome assembly